Messenger RNA from Microtus oregoni (creeping vole), 7234 nucleotides. RefSeq names its product B-TFIID TATA-box binding protein associated factor 1 (gene Btaf1). The transcript has 39 exons. The record is from RefSeq and is a predicted model, not a curated record. Gene Ontology annotation, molecular function: ATP-dependent chromatin remodeler activity; ATP hydrolysis activity; DNA binding. NCBI's taxonomy places the organism in Eukaryota, Metazoa, Chordata, Mammalia, Rodentia, Cricetidae. Bases 254 to 5863 code for a protein of 1869 amino acids.
CUGGGGGCACCGGGUUUGAAGUGGUGCGGGUCAGAGCGGCGCCGCCUCCGCCCGUGUGUAGGACCCCGGUGGCUUUGGGAGACGAGCUCGGGUGGGCGGCCCAUGCCCGAAGGCCCGUGCCAGUCGCUACACGCCGCGCCGCCUGCUGCCCUGCGCCCGACGGCCUGGGCCUGCGUCGCUCUGCCCGGGAAACGAGCGCCCGAGCGGCGCGGCGUGUAGCUUCCCCGGGAGUUCCGAACCGCCGGCCCCGGCCAUGGCGGUCUCCAGACUCGAUCGUCUUUUUAUCCUACUGGAUACUGGUACUACUCCAGUUACAAGAAAAGCUGCUGCACAGCAGCUUGGAGAAGUAGUGAAGCUUCAUCCUCAUGAAUUAAAUAAUUUGUUAUCUAAGGUAUUAAUAUAUUUAAGGAGUGCAAAUUGGGAUACUCGGAUUGCUGCAGGACAAGCUGUUGAAGCUAUAGUGAAAAACGUGCCCGAAUGGAAUCCAGUGCCAAGAACCAAACAAGAACCUACAGAAAGUUCUAUGGAAGAUUCCUCUACUACAGAUCGAUUAAAUUUUGACAGAUUUGAUAUAUGCAGAUUGUUACAGCAUGGUGCAUCACUUUUGGGGUCUGCUGGUGCAGAAUUUGAAGUCCAAGAUGAAAAAUCAGGUGAAGUGGAUCCUAAAGAGAGAAUAUCACGUCAACGGAAAUUAUUACAGAAGAAACUUGGACUUAAUAUGGGAGAAGCAAUUGGAAUGAGUACUGAAGAACUCUUCAACGAUGAAGAUUUGGAUUACACCCCAACUUCAGCAACCCUUGUAAACAAACAAUCUACUCUUCAGGCAGCUGAAUUGAUAGAUUCAGAAUUCCGAGCAGGAAUGAGUAAUAGACAGAAGAACAAAGCUAAAAGAAUGGCCAAGUUAUUUGCAAAACAGAGAUCCAGGGAUGCGGUAGAAACAAAUGAGAAAAGUAAUGACAGUACUGAUGGAGAGCCAGAAGAAAAGAGACGGAAAGUAGCAAAUGUUGUUAUUAAUCAGACUACUACUGAUUCUAAAGUCUUGGUUGAUAAUGUUCCAGAAAGUUCUUCCAUAAUUGAGGAGACAAAUGAAUGGCCUUUGGAAAGUUUCUGUGAAGAACUUUGCAAUGAUCUUUUUAAUCCCUCCUGGGAGGUUCGACAUGGGGCAGGUACUGGACUUAGAGAAAUUCUUAAAGCUCAUGGGAAAAGUGGUGGUAAAAUGGGAGACAGCACUUUAGAAGAGAUGAUUCAGCAGCAUCAAGAGUGGUUGGAGGACUUAGUCAUUAGACUCCUUUGUGUUUUUGCCUUGGACAGAUUUGGAGACUUUGUUUCUGAUGAAGUUGUAGCACCCGUUCGUGAAACUUGUGCUCAAACAUUAGGUGUGGUUUUAAAGCACAUGAACGAAACAGGAGUUCAUAAGACAGUGGAUGUGCUACUGAAAUUACUGACCCAAGAACAGUGGGAAGUUAGACAUGGCGGUCUGCUAGGAAUAAAAUAUGCUUUGGCAGUUCGCCAGGAUGUAAUUAAUACUUUAUUGCCUAAAGUUUUAACUCGAAUAAUUGAAGGACUCCAGGACCUUGAUGACGAUGUCAGAGCUGUUGCGGCAGCAUCCUUAGUGCCUGUGGUAGAAAACCUUGUCUACCUUCAGACACAAAAGGUACCCUCCAUUAUAAAUACCUUAUGGGAUUCUCUCCUGGAAUUAGAUGAUCUAACAGCUUCAACAAAUAGUAUUAUGACUCUUCUUUCAUCAAUGUUAACUUACCCUCAGGUCCAGCAAUGCAGUAUUCAGCAGUCACUCACAGUUCUAGUUCCACGUGUCUGGCCAUUUUUGCAUCACACUAUAUCUUCAGUCCGAAGAGCAGCACUGGAAACUCUCUUCACAUUGUUAUCAACACAGGACCAGAACUCUUCAUCUUGGCUUAUACCCAUCCUGUCUGAUAUGCUGCGACACAUUUUUCAGUUUUGUGUUUUAGAAAGCAGCCAGGAAAUUCUGGAUCUUAUUCAUAAGGUUUGGAUGGAACUGUUAAGCAAGGCUUCAGUUCAGUAUGUGGUAGCAGCUGCUUGCCCAUGGAUGGGCGCUUGGCUUUGCUUAAUGAUGCAGCCUUCUCAUUUACCUAUUGAUUUAAAUAUGUUGCUAGAAGUAAAAGCUAAAGCCAAGGAAAAAACAGGUGGUAAGAUACGGCAAGGCCAAAUCCAGAAUAAGGAAGUGCUUCAGGAGUACAUUGCAGGUGCAGACACCAUCAUGGAAGACCCAGCUACAAGGGAUUUUGUAGUUAUGAGGGCCAGGAUGAUGGCAGCUAAGUUGUUAGGAGCACUUUGUUGCUGUAUUUGUGAUCCAGGUGUAAAUAUGAUAAACCAAGAAAUUAAACCAGCAGAAUCCCUUGGCCAGUUACUUCUAUUCCAUUUGAACUCCAAAUCUGCUUUACAGAGAAUUAGUGUUGCAUUAGUGAUAUGUGAAUGGGCCGCUUUACAAAAGGAGUGUAAAGCUGUUACCCUAGCUGUGCAGCCACGUUUACUUGAUAUCCUUUCAGAACAUUUGUAUUAUGAUGAAAUUGCUGUUCCAUUCACAAGAAUGCAGAAUGAAUGUAAACAGUUUAUAUCAUCAUUAGCUGAUGCACAUAUUGAAGUUGGUAAUAGAAUAAACAACAAUGUUUUAACAAUAGAUCAAGCUAAUGACCUGGUAACUACUGUUUUUAAUGAAGUCACAUCAACUUUUGAUCUAAAUCCUCAAGUGUUACAGCAGUUAGAUAGUAAACGCCAUCAGGUCCAAAUGACAGUUGCAGAGACGAACCAAGAGUGGCAAGUGUUGCAGUUGAGAGUGCAUACUUUUGCUGCAUGUGCAGUUGUGAGCUUGCAGCAUCUUCCGGAGAAGUUAAAUCCUAUCAUAAAACCACUAAUGGAAACAAUUAAAAAAGAAGAGAAUACGCUAGUACAGAACUAUGCUGCUCAGUGCAUAGCUAAGCUUCUUCAGCAGUGUACAGCAAGGACACCAUGUCCUAAUUCAAAAAUUAUUAAAAACCUCUGUAGCUCUCUUUGUGUGGACCCAUACCUCACUCCCUGUGUAACAUGUCCAGUACCAACACAGAGUGGCCAGGAAAAUUCUAAAGGCUCCAACUCAGAAAAAGAUGGGAUGCACCAUACUGUCACCAAACACAGAGGUAUCAUUACACUCUAUCGGCAUCAGAAAGCAGCUUUUGCUAUCACAAGCAGGCGAGGUCCUAUCCCCAAAGCAAUCAAAGCUCAGAUUGCAGAGCUGCCUGCGGGGAGUAGUGGGAAUGUCCUGGUUGAACUUGAUGAGGGUCAGAAGCCUUUCCUGGUACAGCGGAGAGGAGCUGAAUUUGCGUUAACAACUAUAGUGAAGCAUUUUGGUGCUGAAAUGGCAGUGAAGUUGCCACAUCUUUGGGAUGCUAUGGUUGGCCCACUGAAGGCUAUGAUUGACCUAAAUAAUUUCGAUGGAAAGUCCCUCCUGGAAAGAGGUGAUGGUCCUGCUCAAGAAUUGGUAAAUUCCCUGCAGGUUUUUGAAAUAGCAGCAGCUUCGAUGGAUUCCGCGCUUCAUUCCUUGCUGGUCCAGCAUUUGCCUCAUUUGUAUAUGUGCCUUCAGUAUCCCAGCACUGCAGUGAGGCACAUGGCAGCUCGCUGCAUAGGUGUCAUGAGCAAAAUAGCUACCAUGGAAACAAUGAACAUUUUUUUAGAGAAGGUACUCCCAUGGCUGGGAGCAAUUGAUGACAAUGUCAAACAAGAAGGUGCAAUUGAAGCACUUGCCUGUGUUAUGGAACAAUUGGAUGUUGGUAUUGUUCCGUAUAUUGUCCUUUUAGUUGUUCCUGUAUUGGGAAGAAUGAGUGAUCAGACAGACAGUGUGAGAUUCAUGGCUACUCAAUGCUUUGCAACAUUAAUUAGACUGAUGCCACUUGAGGCAGGCAUUCCAGACCCUCCAAACAUGUCUGAAGAAUUAAUCCAGUUGAAAGCAAAAGAGCGACACUUUUUAGAGCAAUUAUUAGAUGGGAAGAAGUUAGAAAAUUACAAGAUCCCAGUGCCAAUCAACGCUGAACUGAGGAAGUACCAGCAGGAUGGUGUGAACUGGUUAGCCUUUCUUAAUAAAUAUAAGCUUCAUGGAAUUCUGUGUGAUGACAUGGGCUUAGGAAAAACAUUACAGUCCAUCUGUAUUCUAGCUGGAGAUCAUUGUCAGAGGGCCCAGGAAUAUGCAAGAUCGAAAUUGGCAGAAUGUAUGCCACUUCCUUCCUUGGUGGUUUGCCCACCCACGUUAACAGGUCACUGGGUAGAUGAAGUAGGUAAAUUUUGCUCCAGAGAAUAUCUCAAUCCAUUGCAUUAUACUGGCCCUCCUACUGAAAGGAUAAGGUUGCAGCAUCAAGUAAAAAGGCAUAAUCUGAUAGUAGCUUCAUAUGAUGUUGUGAGAAAUGACAUAGACUUUUUUAGAAAUAUUAAAUUUAACUACUGUAUUCUUGAUGAAGGCCAUGUCAUAAAAAACGGAAAAACCAAAUUGUCAAAAGCAGUAAAACAGCUGACUGCUAACUAUAGGAUUAUUCUUUCCGGAACACCAAUCCAGAACAACGUUUUGGAGUUGUGGUCACUGUUUGAUUUCCUUAUGCCUGGAUUUUUGGGUACUGAACGCCAGUUUGCUGCUCGAUAUGGUAAACCUAUAUUAGCGAGUAGGGAUGCACGAAGCUCCAGUCGAGAACAAGAAGCAGGUGUUCUUGCAAUGGAUGCACUGCACCGCCAAGUCCUGCCAUUCCUUUUGAGAAGAAUGAAAGAAGAUGUCUUGCAGGAUCUUCCACCUAAAAUUAUUCAAGACUAUUACUGUACUCUUAGCCCUCUCCAGAUUCAACUUUAUGAAGAUUUUGCUAAGUCUCGUGCCAAGUGUGAUGUGGAUGAGACUGUGUCUUCAGCUGCACUUUCAGAAGAAACUGAGAAACCAAAGCUUAAAGCUACAGGUCAUGUAUUCCAGGCAUUACAAUAUUUACGUAAACUGUGCAACCAUCCAGCAUUGGUCUUAACCCCUCAGCAUCCAGAAUUCAAGAGCACUACUGAAAAACUGACUGUUCAGAAUUCUUCACUUCAUGAUAUUCAGCAUGCCCCUAAACUCUCCGCUUUGAAACAGUUGCUGUUGGAUUGUGGUUUGGGAAACGGCAGCACUUCAGACAGUGGCACGGAGUCUGUGGUGGCCCAACACAGAAUACUGAUCUUCUGUCAGCUAAAAAGCAUGCUUGAUAUAGUUGAGCAUGACCUGCUGAAGCCUCACCUACCCUCUGUCACUUAUUUGAGACUAGAUGGCAGCAUACCUCCUGGACAGAGGCAUUCCAUUGUUUCCCGACCUCAGCAUGGAGUGUGGAAAUUUCCCCAUUAUGUUCCAUAUGUUCUGGAGAUAAAUCCAAGGUUUAACAAUGACCCAUCCAUUGAUGUUCUUUUACUUACAACUCAUGUUGGUGGCCUAGGGCUUAACCUGACUGGUGCUGACACUGUGGUGUUUGUGGAACACGACUGGAACCCUAUGCGAGAUCUACAGGCCAUGGACCGGGCCCAUCGCAUUGGGCAGAAACGUGUGGUUAAUGUCUAUCGACUAAUAACCAGAGGAACACUAGAAGAGAAGAUAAUGGGCUUGCAGAAAUUCAAGAUGAACAUAGCAAAUACCGUUAUUAGCCAAGAGAAUUCUAGUUUACAGAGCAUGGGGACGGAUCAGCUUCUUGACUUGUUUACUCUGGAUAAGGAUGGCAAAGCAGAAAAGGCUGACAGCUCUACUUCUGGGAAAGCGAGCAUGAAAUCAGUUCUGGAAAACCUGAGUGACCUCUGGGAUGCCGAGCAGUACGAUUCCGAGUACAACCUGGAGACUUUCAUGCGCUCUCUCGAGUAACUACUGCACACUGAUGCGGCUGCUGCUAGUUCAGUUACAUUCUGCUGAUAUUCAGCAAUUCCUAAGUCUGUGGUGAACUUUAACUGAAUGUAUAAAUAGAUCUGAAGAAUAUUCAGCAUAGUGCUGGCUCUUGUUUCACCGGGGAACAAGUUAUUCUCAAAUAUUUGCACUGUAUUAAAUUUAAAUGUUAAUGUGAAAAGGUUUAAAUUUUACAUGCUGAAUAGCUGCAGAGGGAGGAAGCGCCAGGUUUCCAUGUGCUACCAUGAGGUGCUCCUGCCGGGACAGCCUCCUCUACAGUCACUUUGUCCACGAGGUCACCAGGGCCGUGGUGUCCGCGUGCAUUUGUUUCUUUAAAAUAGUACUUGUUUUUAUAAUUGAUUACAAAUAGGGCUUCUUUUGUAUAAAAGCCUUAAUGAGCCAUACUUUUCAGAAUUUCAGAAUGACUUUAAUAUUAGUCACCCCUAGAACAUGAAAAUGGUAAACAAUGAAUUGAACCAGGCCCUGUGGCAACCUUUGUAUAUUUAAUGCAGAUGCAUAUAGUGUUUUUCAAAUCUUUAUUAACAUCAUUUUGUUCACUUUUAAAGUAUAAUGACUAUUCUAAAUGCAGGUACUGGUGUAUUUAAGGCUAUAAUAACAUCCUAUUAGAGGGUGGGUUUUGUUUAAUUUAUCUAAUGGCUAGGAUAUAGCCAAAUUCAAAGAAUAUAUGUACUUGGUAGGUUUCAAUCAUAUAUAUAUAUAAAAUAUAUAUAUAUAUUUUGUAACUAUGAACACAGUUUUCCAGACAUAAAUUUUACACUGCUUACAAUUCCAAUCCCUGUGGUGAAGGCUGUUUACUGUAGUAGAGCAUGGCUGGCAGACAGGGAGGAACUGCUCUUCAUACACAGCAUACAAGGAUACGCGUGUCUAUAUGCACAGUGUCCAUCCCACACCCAGUGUGUCUGGUUUGGGCACUAAAAUCAUGUAGUUAUACCAGACAGCAAUAAUAAUUGAGCACGGAGCUAUUGAACUAGUAGUGCAAGAAGAGCUCAGUGGUGAGGGUGGGUAGCUGUACACAGAUAUGCAUGUAUGUGUAUGUAUAUAAUUUUAUAAAUUCCCACAUAAGUUAAUACAUGCCUAUGUAUACACACGUGUGGAUUAUAUUUGUAUAUAUAUGUACAGGUAAUAACAUCUUCAAGGUUUGUGUCUGGUCCUGUACCUAGGCAUCAACUUAAAACCAUCAGACCUCAAUUGUACAAUAACAAGGGUUUUGUUUAAAAUAAUUAAAAUUCUACAGCACUUGGAUAUGAAGUUUGUCACACUUGAGUAGCCUUGACAACCAUGCUGUAAUACUGAACCUAGCAUUCCACAAGAGAAUAAAUAGCAAAUUGUAAA